AUGCCUCCCCUGCUCACCUCUUGGUCUUCUGCGUUUCUCCUGUCCUUCGUUUAUAUUCUUCCGGUCUCUGGACAUAGUGACUUUCAGACAAAACGCUCGGGCACUAUCAAUGACCGACCACCGCUAGACAAGGCACUUUUAGGAAUCCAGGUCGGCAGCAUUUGUGCUGCCUACGUGAUCUUCGUUGCCGUUCUCCUUGGUCUACUACUCCUGGUCGGGCGUCGACUACGACGGACUGUUCAGUCCUCAAACUAUUCUCUGCAGAUGCAGAUGCUGAAGCCAGUAAAGCAACCUGUCAGCCUAGACCCUAGUCCGAUCUCUCCCGUCUCGCACAACCUACCCAGUCCCACAUUGGCCCAUCAGCCUACUUCCUCGUGGGGAAGUAUUCAGCGUGGAAACAGACCUUCGCAGACAUCUGUGAACGGCAGUAUGGUAAGAAUCGAUGAAUCCGUGGUCGCUUCGGACCGACAAAGGGCCCAGGACCAGAUGGAGAUGUUAUAUGCUGCAGUUAUGGAGCACGAUGCCCAAAAGGCCUCUGGGCUCGAUGUCUCUGUUCGAGAUCGAGACUCCCAGAGCCAAUCCCCGGACAGUCAAUAUACCAAUCCUUUCACCGAUCGGCACGCCUCAUAUGCCACGGAGCAGCCGCCCAUGCCGCCUCUGAAGUCUCCCAAGUCCCCAAGAUUUUCAAACGGCUCUCGCUUGUCCAAGCUGUUUAACUCAAAUACUCGAGCGAACCCCGACAGUGGCAAGCUGAAAUCCCCAAAAUUUCCUCUUCGGAAGCUGGGAAUAUCAUCGCCGGUGGCCUCUCCUGACCCACGAACCCCUCAAACCUAUACUAACGAGGCGCCGCCUUUGUCCCCGCGGUUUUAUAAUCCUGGACCGCCGCCAAUGGCUCCCCGAGCACCUCCGGCCUCGGCCAUCGGACAUGGCAUGCCCCCUUCAGGUCGUGCCCGGCCGCCAGCUCCACUGAACCUCACUACUGCAUCCCCCCCAUGCACAAGUGCCCCAGCUACCAAGACGACAAUCCUGGAGCGCCCUACCAAGAACCGCACUGGGCCAAUCACAGGAGUUCCGACUCCAUACAGUGCCUACAUGCCUUUCACCCCUGUCACCCCAUUCACACCAGGCCGGACUGUUAACAAGCGACAACGGAAACGCGAGGAGAAAGAAAAUGGACUUCGAGCCUUGCAUGAAGACGACUUGGUCAAGGACGAUACUGACAUGUGGUGA
Penicillium waksmanii is the source of this 1230-nucleotide messenger RNA. RefSeq lists its product as uncharacterized. Bases 1 to 1230 code for a protein of 409 amino acids. Lineage: Eukaryota; Fungi; Ascomycota; Eurotiomycetes; Eurotiales; Aspergillaceae. The record is from RefSeq and is a predicted model, not a curated record. The transcript is spliced from 2 exons.